Striga asiatica is the source of this 498-nucleotide messenger RNA. The record is from the annotation of a GenBank genome assembly. NCBI's taxonomy places the organism in Eukaryota, Viridiplantae, Streptophyta, Magnoliopsida, Lamiales, Orobanchaceae.
CAAAUGUUCAAAUUCUUACAUUACAAUCGGCUAAAUUGCGACUAAAGAAGGCCCAAAUUUGAAAUACGGAACGACGUCGGCUGUUCAGAUCGAGGGUUUUUUGCUGGUUUUGAACAUUCUCAGUCACUCUGAGAGAGAGAGAGAGAGAGAGAGAGAUCCAUCGGAAAAUUCAGGAUGAAGCCGGUGGUCGGGAUAGUGGUGUCGAACAAGAUGCAGAAGUCAGUCGUGGUGGCCGUCGAUCGCCUCUUCCAUCACAAGCUCUACAACCGCUACGUCAAGCGCACCUCCAAAUUCAUGGCUCACGACGAGCAGAACCAGUGCAAUAUCGGUGAUCGAGUGAGGCUGGAUCCUUCGCGGCCGCUCAGCAAGCACAAGUAUUGGAUUGUGGCGGAGAUUCUUAAGAAGGCCAGGAUAUAUGUGCCACCGUCUCUGGAUAAGGGCGUUUCCAAGACUGACGAAGCUUCGAGCGGCUUGGCCUCGUGAGGUGAUUAUAAAUGU